UAGCCAAAGCGCGGGAACGGUAAAAGUACGGGGUCGCGGAGACUCUUUGCGUUCCUGGAGCUACACAAAGCGUGGUGACGUCCGAUACUACCCUUGUGAAACCCAAACUCUUUUAAGAGGCACUCCGUGUUGCAAACAGACUAAAGAAGUAGAAGACAGCGAAAGAUGAAGGUAUUUCAGAGCCUUUGCAUGCAGCUCAGGAGUUCCAAGGGGGGUUCCGUGGAAGCAGCCCACCGCGCUGCUUUCUCCACUUCCUCUUAUUCCUGUGGCCCAAGGAAGAAAAACCCUUACGAAGAAGUGGACCAAGCCAGAUACUCCCGGGUAGUAAGGUCGGUCUUGGCAUGCCGAGAUCCGGUCCAGACCCCAGAAUCGCUGCUGGAGGAAGAUGAUUUACUCUUUGGACCUGUGAGUAAAGGCAAGCCCCCUCAGCAGGAUGAGGCCAGAGUUCCCCGGAACUGGUUUCCUAUCUUCAAUCCAGAGCAGAGUCUAAAACCAUGCACGGAGCCCGCAGCUCCUUUGAAAAUCCCUCUGCAAAGAAACUCGAUGCCAAGUGUGACUAGGAUCCUGCAGCGGACCAUGACUGCAGAACAGCUUUUCUACUUGGGGAGGUGGAAACAGCGAAUGAUU
Octodon degus (degu) is the source of this 627-nucleotide messenger RNA. Its product is annotated as mitochondrial genome maintenance exonuclease 1-like. NCBI's taxonomy places the organism in Eukaryota, Metazoa, Chordata, Mammalia, Rodentia, Octodontidae. The transcript has a single exon. Gene Ontology annotation, cellular component: mitochondrion. The annotation marks the transcript as partial. The record is from RefSeq and is a predicted model, not a curated record. Gene Ontology annotation, biological process: mitochondrial DNA replication. Gene Ontology annotation, molecular function: single-stranded DNA exodeoxyribonuclease activity.